GAUCGAGAUCAGUUGUACUCGUGGCUUACAACCGAUCGGUGUGGAAAAUUCGGAAGUCGUUUCAAGGACUGAUCUCGGGGGAGAAACGUUGCUCAUUCGAAGGGCACCUUCGGUGAUACAUUUUUUUCCUCGCAAAGUGGUGCUAAUUUUCGUAACGACGGUUUGGCUGUAGUUGCUGGAUAUCGUAUGGACACGAGUGUUCAAUAAUACAAGUUAUGAACUACCAGAGGGUGGCAGCGAUGGAAAACGGUUUAAAGAAGGAAAAAUUUUGCGGCGCCAACAAAGAUAGCAAGAGCAUUAUCAAUGGACUGAAUCAAGCCAAUGGCAUCGCCCUGUCUGUAUCCAUACCGAACGUUCCCAUUCGCGAGAAAUGGGGCAAAGGAGUGGAGUUCAUGCUGUCCUGCAUCGCUUAUUCUGUGGGAUUCGGCAACAUUUGGAAGUUUCCCUAUACGGCACUGGAAAACGGAGGAGGUGCCUUCUUAAUUCCUUAUUUGGUAAUUCUGUUCCUGAUCGGACGGCCCAUCUAUUACUUGGAGAUGGUGAUGGGACAGUUUUGUAGUCGGGGCUGCGUCAAAAUCUACGACAUGGCUCCGAUUAUGCGAGGUGUUGGCGUUGGUCAAUCGCUGGCGAUGUUCGUGGUGAUGACCUACUACACUCCCGUACUGGCGAUUACGCUCUACUAUUUGAUAUCAUCGUUCAACAGUGAAUUACCAUGGAGUCGAUGUGAUCCUUCGUGGAAUCGGUGUAUCGAUUCGGUUUCUCGAGAGUUCAAAGACGCGAAUGCGUCUCAGAAUAUGAACGUUUCGGCGGAGUUGUUCUUCACCAAAACCGUCAUGCAUAGAGCUCCACUUGCGCAAGGCCUCGGUAUACCUGACAUGGAUUUGACGCUGUGCCUGUUGGCGUCCUGGUUAGUGGUAGCUGUCAUCCUCAUCAAAGGGAUUCGGAGUACUGGGAAGUGUGCUUACUUCCUGGCCAUCUUUCCGUACGUUAUCAUUCUGAUCCUGUUCGUCCAUUCAUGCACUCUGGAAGGGGCAGGGAAAGGCAUUCGGUUCUUCCUAACUCCCGAUUGGAAACAGCUGUUUGAACCUCGUGUUUGGAUGGAAGCCGUCACUCAGUGCUUCUUUUCGCUCUCCAUAUGCUUCGGUGGAAUCAUUGCGUAUUCUUCCUUCAACAACUUCUCCAACAAUGUCUACCGGGACGCCCUGAUCAUCUCCUGGUUGGAUACGUUUACCUCGAUUAUCAUUGGAUGCAUUGUAUUUGGAGUUCUCGGGAAUCUAGCACAUGUAACCAACAAGGAAAACAUUCAGGACGUGGUCAAGCAAGGUCCCGGGUUGACCUUCAUGGCCUAUCCGGAUGCGAUCGCCAAGUUCGAAUACUUUCCGCAGCUGUUUUCGGUGUUGUUCUUCCUGAUGCUGUUCAUCGUGGGUAUUGGAAGCAACCUAGGAGUAGUGACCAGCAUCAUAACGGCCAUCCGGGAUCGCUGCCCAACACUUGAGAACUGGAAAGUUGCCAGCGUAGUCAGCGUGGUGGGCUUCAGUUUGAGUACGAUCUACAUGGCGCCCGGUGGGCUGGAUCUGUUGGACGUGUUCGACAACUACGGAGCGAAGUACGUAACGUUGACGUUCGCUUUGUUUGAACUGAUCACUUUUGGCUGGAUCUACGGGGUGGACAGAAUAUGUCGGGAUAUUCAGUUUAUGCUGAACAUUGACACGAACAAGUUUUGGAGGAUCUGUUGGGGAAUCUUAACUCCAUUGGUGGUGACCGUUAUCUUGAUUGGUUGUCUGGUUGACCACAAACCAGUGGAUGUUCCGGAAGAGUACAACAUUAUUGGAUGGUGCGUUUACGUGCUUGCGGUGAUUCAGCUGCCCCUUUGGGCUAUCUACGCUAUCUUUUCUCAGAAGAAACCCGGCUUCGUCAAUAAAGUGAGAAGCGCCUUCAAGCCAACCAAGUCGUGGGGACCUGAAAACUAUCAUACUAGGAAAGCGUACAAUAUUUAUUUGGAGAAAAUUAGAUCGUCUUCCGAUGCUGAUGAUUGCUCCAAUGCACUGAAAUUCAUUUAUCGAAGAAUUUUUAAGUAGUUUUAGAUCUAUAAGAAAACUAGUUUAUUAUACGAAACUUUUAAAGAUGUUGAUAUAUUUAAGCCAAUUGUAAAUAAACCCAGUAAACCCCC
Messenger RNA from Aedes aegypti (yellow fever mosquito), 2170 nucleotides. Its product is annotated as sodium-dependent nutrient amino acid transporter 1. The record is from RefSeq and is a predicted model, not a curated record. The transcript has 6 exons. Gene Ontology annotation, molecular function: L-amino acid transmembrane transporter activity. Gene Ontology annotation, cellular component: membrane. Lineage: Eukaryota; Metazoa; Arthropoda; Insecta; Diptera; Culicidae. Gene Ontology annotation, biological process: sodium ion transmembrane transport. Bases 216 to 2078 code for a protein of 620 amino acids.